This is a messenger RNA of Nothoprocta perdicaria, 1482 nucleotides long. It is a transcript of the gene IFIT5, whose product is annotated as interferon induced protein with tetratricopeptide repeats 5. The transcript has 2 exons. Bases 1 to 1470 code for a protein of 489 amino acids. Gene Ontology annotation, biological process: defense response to virus. The record is from RefSeq and is a predicted model, not a curated record. Gene Ontology annotation, cellular component: cytosol. Gene Ontology annotation, molecular function: protein binding. Lineage: Eukaryota; Metazoa; Chordata; Aves; Tinamiformes; Tinamidae.
AUGGGCUCCGAGGCGGCGCCGGGCGCGCGGGAAGGCGUGAGCAUCAUUUCCAAGAAUGACUUAAAGUGCAGCCUGCUGCAACUAGAAUGUCAUUUUACAUGGGUUUUGCUGAAGGAGGAUGUGGAUCUGGAUGCCAUCGAGGACAAAAUGGGCAAUCAGAUUGAAUUUCUCACGCAAUCCACUAUUGCAAGCUACAAUAUGUUGUCAUAUGUGUGUCACCUAAAGCACUUAAAUGAGGAUGCCCUGCAAAAUCUCCGAAAAGCAGAAAAAGAAAUUAAAACAAAGCAUGCAGAUGAUAUUGAGAGGAGGAGUCUUGUUACCUGGGGGAACUAUGCCUGGAUUUAUUACUGUAUGAACAAAUAUGAAGAAGUUCAAACUUAUUUAAGGAAAGUGGAAGACACCUGCAAAAAGCUUUCAAGUACUGCUCGCUUCCAAGUACAACUUCCAGAGAUCUAUUCCGAGAAAGGGUGGGCGUUACUGCAGUUUGGGAGAACAUGCUAUUUUAGAGCAAAGGAGAGCUUUCGAAGUGCUCUGGAAAAAGAACCCAACGACCCAGAAUUUAACGUGGGCUAUGCAAUAGCACUGUAUCGUUUGGAAAAUAGUACUAGGGGAAGUGACAGAAAUGAAAUCUCAACCCUGAAAGCCCUGAGGCGCGCAGUGGAACUGAGCCCAAAUGAUACUUCUGUUAUGGCCUUGCUUGCAUUGAAACUCCAGGCUUUAAAUCUAGUUGAUGAAGGGGAGAGCUACAUUAAAGAAGCAAUGGAGAAAACCCCCGAUUUUCCUUAUUUUCUGCGAUAUGCUGCUAUAUUUUAUAGAAAGAAAAGUGAAUUUGACAAGUCACUGGAGCUGUUGAGAAAAAGCCUAGCAAUAACUCCAAAAUGUAGUUUCUUACAUCACCAAAUGGGACUCUGCUAUAGAGGAAAACUGUUCCAACUGAAAAAGAAAAAAUACCCCCCCAGAGAGGAAGAGGAAGAACUCAUUCGACAUGGCAUUUUUCAUUUUGAAAGAACGAUCGAGUAUAAGUCAACAUUUUUUUUUGCCUACGGUGACCUCGCAGGUAUGUACGCAGAAGCAAAACAGUACCGUGAAGCGGAAGCAACAUUUCAGAAGGUGUUUGAAAUGACAAAUCUACACCCUGCAGAUAAACAAUACCUCCACCAUGCUUAUGGAAAUUACCAGUAUUUUCAUAUGAAAUCAGAAUCUGAAGCUAUUAAACAUUUCACAGAAGGGCUGAAAGUUGAGCAGGAUUGCCUUGCAAGAGAAAAGUGCAAAAAUUCUCUGCAGAAAUUGUUGGAAAGGAGAAUUCAGAAUGGCUUAGGAGAUGCGGCAGCUUUUAGCAAGCUCGGGUUCAUUCAUCAACUAAACAGCGAGAAAGUGCAGGCAAUUGAGUGCUAUGAGAAAGCCCUGGACCUGGAUCCUGCAAAUGAAGAAUACCUGGGUGAAUUAUGGAAGCUACGAUCUUCCAUCUGAAUCCAAAGCUUC